AUGAUUUUUUUAGAAAAUUUGGUUAUUUUUAUAGAAACAAUUCGUUAUCAGCAUGCUCUUAUUGUUCAAAAGCAUGUGCCAAAGCCCUAUAUGGAUGAGAUUUUUCAUCUAAAUCAAAUGCAAAAAUAUUGUAAAGGGGAGUAUUUUGCAUGGGAUGACAAAAUUACUACGCCACCUGGGAUGUACUGGAUACAUUUGGUGAUACUUAGAGCAACAAAAUGGAUAAUUGGGGAAUGUAAUUUAGUAUCUCUUAGGACUUUGAAUGUUAUUACAGCAACUUUUUUGGCAGUAUGUUUCUCAGGAGUAAUUUUUUAUCUUCGACAAGAUCAAACGAUGAAGAUAACAGAAGCUAUUUUGUUAACGCAAUUUCCACUUUUGUAUUUCUAUUCAACGUUAUAUUAUACAGAUAUAUUAUCUACAUUGCUUGUUUUUUUGUCAUUAUAUUUAACACUUAGAAAACAACAUAAAACAAGUGCAAUGAUUUCUUUUCUUUCAUUGGCAAUUAGACAAACGAAUGUUAUUUGGGUUUUAUUUUUAAUCAGUCUCUCAAUUUUUCCUCCACAAAUAUUUAAACCGAAGAUCAUAGAUACAGAAUUUACUGUUUGGGAUCCACCUGCACGCAGUGCAUGUUUUUUUGGUAAAGAUAAAUUUAUCGUUAAAAAAUCUAAAUUUCUAAGAUUAUUUUCGUUUUAUCAAAUUUUUAUUUCAGCUUUUGAUAAAGCAAUAUAUGGAUAUAAUAAAAAUGAUAUGGCCAUAUAUAAUUGUACUGAUUUAUCAAUAGAUAAUAUGUUAUUAAUAUCAGAAGGUGAUAAAACAAAUCAUAAGAUUGAUAUACAUUUAUUACAAUUAUUUUAUUUUUCAAUCUUUACAGCAUUUUGGGGAUCUCCUCACUUACUGACCAAAAAUUCUAUUCUAUAUUUCUUUAAAUACUCGUUAGGAAGCAGAUUGGCAUGGCUUCGUACAUGUGGAAUCUUGAUUGCAAUAGGAUUGAUUGUACAUUUUAAUACAAAAGAACAUCCGUUUCUUAUAUCAGAUAAUAGACACUAUACAUUUUAUAUCUGGAGAAGAACUAUCAAGGCACAUUCAGCUGCGAAAUAUAUAGCAGUCCCAUUCUACUAUACUAGCAUGUGGGCCAUUUUAAACAAAUUGAUACUAUAUCAAAAAGUUUCUUAUGUUUUAUCAUUUGUAGUUGCUACUACUUUGGUUUUAGGGUUUGUAUCAUUGCUCGAAUUUCGAUAUUUUAUAAUACCAUAUCUCUUGUGGAGAUCUAGUAUCCAAAGUACACAUAAACUAAAGCUGUAUAUAGAAGCAUUUUUAUUUUUGUGUAUUAAUUAUAUUACGAUGGAUAUAUUUUUAUACAAGCCAUUUUUUUGGGAAUCUGAUCCAGGAAAUCUUCAAAGAUUUAUGUGGUAA
This is a messenger RNA of Pneumocystis jirovecii RU7, 1413 nucleotides long. Its product is annotated as dolichyl-P-Glc:Glc(2)Man(9)GlcNAc(2)-PP-dolichol alpha-1,2- glucosyltransferase. The record is from RefSeq and is a predicted model, not a curated record. The transcript is spliced from 6 exons. The coding region runs from base 1 to 1413 and encodes 470 amino acids. Gene Ontology annotation, molecular function: dolichyl pyrophosphate Glc2Man9GlcNAc2 alpha-1,2-glucosyltransferase activity. Gene Ontology annotation, cellular component: endoplasmic reticulum. NCBI's taxonomy places the organism in Eukaryota, Fungi, Ascomycota, Pneumocystomycetes, Pneumocystales, Pneumocystaceae. Gene Ontology annotation, biological process: protein N-linked glycosylation; dolichol-linked oligosaccharide biosynthetic process.